CUCCUAGGCUGAGGCUCGCCCGGCCUCCGGGCUCACUGUGCCCAGAGGCUGUCUCGGGGGCUGGAUGCGGGCAGUCCCUAAACUAGCGGCCAGCCGCCUAAGUGCCACCCGAGGCGGAGGAGGAGGCGGAGCCCGGGCAGCUGAACAGAGGCAGCCGGAGAGAGACGGACGCAGAGCGGCGCGGGCCGGGCCGCCGCCGGCCGCCCUGGCUCUCACUCCUUCCCACCCCAGGAGGCGCAUCCCGAACAGGGGCCCCGGCCUCUGACGCUACCCGUGCUCGUGGCAAAGGAGGUAGCUAGCUCGUCUCUGCCCAGCCCCGAAGGGACCCGGAAGCAGAAGCGGGGCCAGAGCAACCAGAGCUGAGCCGUGGCCCCCAGCUGCCCGCCGGGGCUGGGUGCGGGGUUGGACGGCUGGAUGGGCUGCGGCGGCGUCCGCAGCCGGCGGCUAUGGGCGAGGAGCAGAGCACGGUGAAUGCAGAGGGUCCCGCGGAGAGGCGGCCCCCUGGAGGCGGUGAAGAUGCAGGCGAUGAACAGACAGAGCCGCGGCCGCCGCGGGGGGAGGGCAACGGGGCAGCGGGGCCCCGAACCCCCUCCCCGGACCCGGGCGGCGGCUGCGGCGGAGACGGGUCUUCUCCGGAGCACGGAAGGAGUAGGAAAGCGCGCGGGCAACCCGCAGCAGCUAGAUCUACGGAGCCACUAGAUCCCCGAACUUUGCAACAGCCGGAUGAAAGGCAGGCGAGGGGAGAAUGGGACGGGUCUUCAGACCCCGAGCUAGGAGAGAGAGUCAGCCCCCACGACGGAUUGGUCUUGGAAGUGCUUGGCCGGCGCCGCCACCCUCCAGCCAAGAGACACAUCUACUGCACAGUGUACUGCGUGGAAAACGACCUGCCAGAGGCCCCGACCCGGGAGCAGCCUUCAUCCCCAAACCCUCUGGCCUCCCCGGUGCCUCUCGCAGUCCCUUCCUCCACCACCUCCUCUAUUAGCUCUACUAUGUCCUCCUCUAGUCCCGACUUGCCGUCCCUAUCAGACCCUCCGGCCUUCGACGGCGGCGGGGGCGGCAGCAGUGUAGAGCUCGACCUAUACCUAGCUCCUGAGCCUUUUUCCGUGUCCAGUCUGAUCGAAGCGCCGCCCUACUCGGGCCUGGGAGGGUUGGGGGACUCCUAUAGUCCCCUGCUUAUGUUGAGCUGUCGGGUGUGUCUGGAGGAUAAAGCUAUCAAGCCCCUGACGUGCUGUAAGAAAGCUGUGUGUGAGGAAUGUCUGAAGCGCUACCUAAGCUCCCAGGUUCAACUUGGCCAAGCAGAAAUCAAAUGCCCUAUAACAGAAUGCAAUGAAUACCUAGAGGAAACAACUGUUCUCUAUAACCUGCCACAUGAUGAUGUCAUCAAAUACAAGUACUUCUUGGAACUCAGCCGUAUUGACUCCAGUACCAAGCCAUGCCCUCAAUGCAAGCACUUUACAACCUACAAGAAGAGAGGACAUGGUCCAACCCCUACCAAAUUGGAAAACAAAUACAAAAUCCAAUGCCCCAUUUGCCAAUUUGUCUGGUGUUUUAAGUGCCACUCACCCUGGCAUGAAGGUGUUAACUGCAAGGAAUACAAAAAAGGAGACAAGCUAUUGCGUCACUGGGCCAGUGAAAUUGAGCAUGGUCAGAGGAAUGCCCAAAAAUGUCCAAAGUGCAAGAUCCACAUCCAGAGAACAGAAGGAUGUGACCACAUGACCUGUUCACAAUGUAACACUAAUUUUUGUUACCGCUGUGGGGAGAGAUAUCGCCAGCUCCGCUUCUUUGGAGAUCACACAUCAAACCUCAGUAUAUUUGGAUGCAAAUAUCGCUACCUCCCUGAGAGACCGCAUUUAAGGAGAUUAGUGCGAGGCUCAGUAUGUGCUGGAAAAUUAAUCAUUGCACCUCUGAUAUUGGUUUUGGGACUGGCACUUGGGGCCAUAGCCGUUGUAAUAGGUUUAUUUGUAUUUCCCAUCUAUUGCCUUUGUAAAAAGCAAAGAAAAAGAUCACGGACAGGUAUGCCCUGGUGAAAAGCAAACUUUUUUCAUCCGCACUGAUCUGAGCCCUGCCAAGGGUUAUACAAAAUGGUGCAAUGAAGAACAUGGGCAUCCAUAUACAAGUCACCAUCCUGAAAACUAAGAGGGACUUUUUGCCAUCUCCUCUUCUCUUGGUUCACUGCUGCAGGCCCAAAUGCCUCCUUGCUAUGGUGCACUCCAAAAAUGGUAGCCUCCUCCUUUACCCCUUUCUGAUUGCUGCUUUUAAAAAAAAUCAAGGAGCUGCUCUCCAGAUUACUUUCAUAGACUUCUAUAUUUAAACUAUAACCCUUCCUAUUGUCCUAUUAAGAAAGCAUUUUUGUUAACAAUAUGCAGCUUAUCUGUUUAGAAUUUCUAUGAAAAAUAGAUGAAAAUAAUUUAAAUUGUCUUUAUGUCCUGAACACUGAAUCUUCUGCUCAUCUUUUGGGACUUGCUCUGAAUAGCUCGUGUCCAUGUCUACCAUUAAGCAAAGUCAAAUUUCAGAAGACAGAGGCUCAUCAUAUUAUCCAUUUAUUUCUACCUAUGGACCAAGCAGUGUGAUUCAGCCAUUUGGCAGGAGUUGCAGUUGCCAAAAAUCUCAGUGCCUAAGAGGGAACUAAUGAAAACAAAUUAAUAAGAAGAAGCAUGUGGCUUAGUGAAACUCUUAUGUAGAUAUGUAAGGAAAUAUGUAUUAGAGUUGGUCCCAAUAACACAAUAGUUAUUGAGUCACAUGGUACUACAAUAUUCUUCCAUAUUGUCAUAGGGCUGUUUGAGAUUGGACUUAAAUUUUCUGUUAUCUCAGAAUAUACAAGAUCAAUAUGGAAGAUAUCCAAGAAAUCUCCUCUUACUAUUUAAAAAAUAUAGAUAAUGUAAUUUAGUAAAAUACCAAAUUUUGUGGACCAAUAGAAUUGAUAUAAUGGUCUAAGAAGCUUAGUCUUGGAAAAAUGCUCCUUAUUUUCCUUUUGGUGCAUACUUUACUGUGCAUAGAACAACAUGAAUUUCCAUGAAAAUACAUGAGAAUUUCAUUAGUCGAUCCAAAGAAUAGGUUUUAUUUAAAAUGAAAACUUCUUUAAAUCUAAAAAUCCUUUAUAGAAUCAGAAAAUUUUAAAAUUGUGGUCCUAAAGAAUUGUACUUAAGAUUAAAAUUCUGUAUUCUUUCCUCUCCCUUCUUUAUUUGAUCUUGGACUUUUCACAGAAACAAGAUUUGUUUUCAGAUGUAAGUCUCAUGCCUGCUGUUCAAACUUUUGUUAGUAUGUUAGUGAUAUUUUUGUGGAAGGGGUUCACUAAAAACAAGGUUCCUGUGAUCAUGAUUAUAUACUUUUAAAAUGCAAACAAACAAAACCCCAAAUCUGCUGCUAGAGAAGAAAAUGGAGAAAAUAAAUGAAGGAAAAUGUUUCUGGAAGUGUUUCAGAUCCCCAGUUUCUUCGAGAACAAGGAGACAUAGAUUAAUAUUUGCCAACCCUUGUUUUAAUCAUGAAAGUUCACUGGCAAUGUGUACAAAAUGGAGCCCAAGAAGCUCAAGUUCUUUAUAACUGCCUCCACAACUUUAAAACCUAGCUAUGUACCAUGGAUAUAACAUUGAUCAGCGUCAAUUCCUUUUUUGAAACACUUGAUAUCCAUACACAUAGUUGCUCUUUAUUGGACUCCAAAUGAUGAGACAAAGUGUCAUUUUGGGCUGAACUGAUGAUAGGGUACUUUACUUGUAUCAGUCUUGAGACAGUUUGCUUUCUUUUCUCAUUUAAUGCAUUGUAUGGGCAUAAUAGACCUCCUGGAGUAAUCAUCCAUUUCAUCAUGAAGAUGUACUAUCCCUUAAUGAUUCUGGAAAAACAUCUUUUGAAAGAGUAAACUUCAUAUAAGAAAAGUAGUACUAUUGUUUCAAAUAGUACCAAGUUUGAAAGGGUUUCCAGAUAAAACCCCUAUAUUUAUAUGUCUUAAACGUAUUGUAUCUUUGCAAGGCAUAUUUUCCUGACGUGGGCCUUUGUUUUUAUAAUUUAUGUAUAUAAGCAUUUGCCCUCAAUCUUGUAUGUGUGCAUAUAUGAAUGUACAUAUGUAUGUUAUACAUAUAUAUGUUUAUAUAAAAUCUUUUUAUGGUUGCAUAUAAUUGUAUGCACACAUAUGGGCUAGUUGAAUAGUAUAUGUCUGGUCCUAGAUAAUCUAUUUUCUUAGGUCCAUUAUAUCUGUUGUCUAUGGCUUACUCAGGGAUUUGUAUUCCUUCCUUUAAAUAACUUAUCUUUAGGGGGGUAUUUUUAUAUUAUUUAGAAAAUUUUCCAACUUCUGGAUGGUAGAGUUGGUGUCUGAUAUGAAGUCAGUAAAAACUUUUAGUACUUUGAAUUAUUUCUGCAUUUGGUUGCACAGGAUUUCCAUUAUUCUGUUUUAUUGAUUUUUUAAAAAUUAAUUUAUACAUUUGUCACAGCAGAAAGUUGAUAUACCUACCCUUUUCUUUCAAGUAGCUUGAAGUAAUAAUUUCUGAAGUUUUGGUAGUAGUAUAAUGAAGAACUUUAAAAAAGAAAAUAGAAUGAAAGUAAUUUUUUAUUUUUACUUUAGUGCCAUCAUUGAGGGUAAAACCCUAUCUAUAACUUGUGUGUGAAUUAUAAUUUUUCAAAAAAUCCACUGUUAGAAAAAUUUUAGUAGCAUGUUUACAGAAAUAUCUUUUGUAGUGUUUUAAUGUAAUCAAGUAGAGGAAAAAAAUUUGUUUUCUGCCUUGUAUUUAGUCGUGGCAUUUUAUUUCAUAUCUAAAGGCAUUUGCCAAAAAAAAAAAAAAUUAAAUGACCAUUGUAAAUUAUGCAUAGCAUGUGCUUUUCUAUCAUUCUUCUGGUCUAAAGAAACUGAAAAGACUUAAUCUAGAAGAAAGUUAUAGUUGCAUUUUUGUUUUAAGGACAGGGUGCUUAUUUUCCAUAUACAUUUCAUCUACUCAGUUAUUCAGAUUGGAUACCUUGCCAAAAGAAGGAGCUAAAAGAAAAUUUUCAUCUUUUCCGUUUUAAAAAAAAUAUGAGUGAAUGCCAAUAGUUUGACAAAGCAAGGGUAUAUUUGUCAGGUUGCCUCAUUGUUUGAAAGUAAUCUAUUGAAAUGAUGAAAUUUUAGAAAUAAAAAUUACUCUAUAAAGCUGGAAUACUUUUCCCAACAUAUUACCAUUUCCCUAACAUACUACCAUUUUCACAUUUACUGUCUCACUGUGUCAUUCAUUCUUACCAUUAUUAAAAGUCUAUUAAAAUGUUAGAUGAUUAAUGAUACUUGAUUUUGUUAUUGCCAUGAAAAGCCAGACUAAUUCAAGAAGUAUCAAGAUGGAGUAUGGAAUACUUCAUACUUGCAAGGUCUCAGGAUAUAUUGAUUUUCUUCACAAUAUAUCAAGUGAUAAUGUAACAUUUAUUUUAGCCCAUUAAGAUUCUUUGUGACUGAGGUUAAGAGAAAAAUCUGUAUAUUUUGAUGUUCUGGCACAGAUAUCAUUUAUUUCCUGUGGCUUAGAUUUCCUGAUAGAAGGUAUUGUAUCCUGACACCUGGACAGACAGGAUACAAUCCAAGAUACCAAGGAUUACAACCUUCUAUCUGAUUGUAUUCUUGUUGCUGAGGUAUCAAGAUUCAGUGGUGCCCAUAAAACUAUAGCUACCUGCAUCUCCCAGCCCUUUCUUUUUGAAUGGGUGGCCUUACUGCUCCCCUAAAUCCCUCACUUUGUAAUAUCCUUUAUUUUCUUCACUUUUGCUCUUCUAUCUCUCUAUUCCUUUUUGUUACUCCCUGCUUUCCUUACCUUUUGACUUCCACCCCAUAGAAACACACUUCUUACUAAAGAAAUAAAGAAAAAAAAUAGAUUUCUGACAUAGUAUACAAAGGAAAACUGUAUUCUUUUCUUACUUUCUCUGCAUGUGUUGAAAGCUAGAGUAUUCCUACCAAACUGAUAAAACUACUUGUAUAUUACAGAGAAUGUUUUUAAUUCUUGAUUUUAUUGCUGCUUGUUAUAUUUGUAUUUAUAUUUUUUAAAAGGUUAAAAAAUGGAUAACACUGUAUUUAAAAUAAGUUUUCUUUCUUACUGAAUCCCAUAAGAACUUUCAUACUAAAAGCCAUAGUAAUAUUUUAAACUCUUAAACAAAAUGAAUUAUAUGCCUUAAAAAUCAAGUUGUCAUAUCAAAACCUGUGUUUAGCCCUAUUUUGUUUCAGAGAACGAAGGGUGAUUGAUUCAUUUUUGUCACUGAAUUCUUUACCAUUUGUAGUGAAUUUGUUUUAUUUUUCUUAAGAACACAAUAUAAAUAUAGCCUUAAAGUUAGCAAAUGCACUUUAAAGUCCUCUAAAGUCCUCUGUGCCACUUGAAUAAUUAGAUUAUUAUGAAGUUGGGGUUUAUAAAGCUAUGCAAAAUUGGUUUAAAAAUAUUUUUCCAUAGCUAUUCAAGAUACAUAUUUUGUUUCCUUAAGAGAAUGUAGAAGAGUUUACAAAUGUUUUACACUUUAUUUUUACUUCUAAACAAAAAAUAAAGCUGUAAAACAGAUGAAAUGGACACACCAUUGAAGGUCUAUGUCACCCGAACUAAGAAAACUUUUAGGGUAAAAAUGGUUGAAAUAUUAGGCAUAUAGAAAACUUAAUCCUAGCAAUUUGUAUCAGAAGUUCCAUGAUAGAUACAAUGUUUAUUAAUAACCUAGUUGGAGUAUUUAUUUGAAAACAUUUGAUGUCCUUUAUAAUCUCAUUGUAAGAAAAUGGUGCAACAAGGCUAAAGAAUACAGUAACUAGACUUCCUCUAACUAAUAAAAAAAAGUUAUAACUACCAACAGCCAAUUCAAACAUGUUGAAUUUUCAAUUAUGUUUAUUCCUUGCUGUUUCUUAUUAUUACUUAAAAUAAGUUCAUGGUCCUUUCUGAGUACACAAACCUAUAGUCUCUAUUAUGUGUCAAAAUAGCAGGAAUCAAAGGAAGGAGGCCUCAGGGAAGCAAAGAAAUUGGGAGACCAUGUCUUUCCCCAAGUUAAAUUUUUAAUGGAAAUAGGAUAAGGAAAACAUUGAUGCAUACAAUUAAUUUAAAGCAAGCAAGUCUGACAUUUUUGGCUAUUUCAUGAUCUGAGAUAAUACUUUUUUAGGCAAACUAUGAAUUUAAAAUUUGACUUUUUUUAAAAAUUAGAAAACAAAAGACAAUUCCUUCAUUCCCUUAAGACUAGCUUUAGAAGCUAAGACUAACAUACAUAUUACACUCUAAUUGUCCUAGAAGGCAUUUCUUUAUGUGGUUAUCAUGAUUCUGUAUAUAUAAUUAAACUUCUUGUCUAUCCAAGUCAACAUCAUUGUGUCAUAGCCAUGUUACAAUGGAGUUUUGAGAAGAAGUACACAAUGGAUAGUUUCAGGAUCUGCCUCUGACACAUUUGUGACCCUACACAAGUCAUAAGUCUCUUAAUGCCCCAAGGAACUCUCAAGACUUUUAACAUUCAGUACAGUUGCUAGUCUACUUCAGUAGUAGAAGUUUCUCAACUCCACAGGUCCCCCAUACCAAUAAAAUUACAGGCCCUAACAAAUAUAACUGGGUUUUAAUAUAGUUCUAAUAUUUUCAGCAGGGCAAAUAUUAAUUGCAUGUGCUUUUAUUGAAGUAAAGUUCAAAUAAGAAAGCCAUUUGCCUUAGCAAUCACUGAAAAAAAAAAUGUAACCAAUUAUAAACAGCAAGGUAUUUGUAAAACCACUGGGUUUCCUUUUGAACUGAUGGUAACCAUCUUCUGAAAACCAUGCCCUUUACCUAAAAUGCAACAAACAGUAGAAAGUACAAUGUAAUAUUAUUACAUGUGGUCUUUCAAGGAGCAUUCUCAUGUAAGUUGAUUACUAUGUAUAAGUUUAAAAGAAAACUUAGGCACAUAAGGCAAAUAUAAAUGACAAAGAAAAAGAUGUCUUUUUUCCUUUGUAUCACUUAUUCCAUCCCAUUAAUUUUUGAUCAUGGGCUACUUUUUUCUUUAACAUUAAGUAACUUUCCUUCCCCAAUUGAGUGGGGCAAUAAAUAGUACAUUGCAAUUUUUCCUCAUAAAAAUCCUUACUUAUUUUAGUCUUUAGUAAUUGCUACCUGUUUCUAUCCUAUUAAAUGUAGGGCAAAUUCUUUCUUAUCUUUGUAAUUGCUGCUAAAUGUAGAAAAAUUAAAUUCAGAUAAAAAUUGCUUUGUGGUUGAAUCGUAACUGCACUGGAAAUUAGAAUAAUUUAUAACUAAGACUUAUUUAACUUGGAAAGAAAAAAAACAGUAUUAAAAAUGAAUGGAAAUAUUUUCCUUCUUAUUGGUGCAAAUGUCAGCAUUGAGAAAUGUCCACCAUUUCCUAGGAAGAAAUGAACGAAUUGAUUUUAAAGCAGUAAUCUGAACAAAGGACAUCAGAGUAUAGACAGUCUCUGACCUAUCUAUAUCCUUCUAUACAAUGAAAAUAGUCAGUGCCACUUAAAAUCCUCUUCCUUCUCCUCUGCCUUUCCUUGGGAUCUUCCUUCCUAGAAGCAAAUAGGGAAGCUCUGAAAUUACAUUCUGUUCUGUAAUGAGCCAGGAGAAAAAGAAACCUUGGUCAAGAGCAAUAGAUAGUAUCAGUAGAGAGUAAAUCAGGUGGUUCAAUCUCCAAGGCAUGAAAAAGAAAAAGACUUUGUGGGUAGGGUACUAGCCAGUACUAAGAAGUGACUGAGGAUUGAACUAAAUAUUUCUUCAUACUUGUGGAAAAUCUAAGACCCUUACUCCACAACUAAUUAAAGGCUUUAUUCCUGUUACUAUGCUCCAGCUUGAUAGAAUUUCUGCUCUUAACUCAGUCACUAUUAGUGGCUUGUUCUGGUGUGGGAAUCCUGCAAAGAAAUGUUCUUUUAUCCCAGAUUCUAAGGGCAUUUCCCUAUAGAAAUGUUAUUUGCAUAUGGUCAAACUUUUUAUUACUAUACUAACAUUAUAUAUAUCAGGCACUGACCAAGGAACCUAAUUAUUAUAUUUUAAGUUUCUAUGGAAAAAUGAAUUCUGAUUUCCAAAUGACUUACAAAUGAAUUUUUAGAAAACAAGCUAUAUUAUAAGAUUAAUGUUACUCUAACUUUUCUAAAAGUCAAUGUAUUUUCAUUAAUUUGAUGGUGUUUUUUAAAACCAGCAUAAUAAUUAUAAAUUUUUGGUUAUUUUUUUGACAUUAGGGCAGAGAAUGACCUCGACCAUCUUCCACCUACAAACUAAGAAAGAGAAUGAUGUAAUGGGGCUCUAAAUAAGAUAUCAGAAAUCCUGCUCUAGCCCCAACCUGUUUGUCAUUAGGAAUCUCUUUUCCUCUCUGAGCCUCUAUUUGCUCCUCUGCAAAAUGAGGGUAAUAAUAUUUGUCCUGCUCAUUGCCCCAGAAUUAUUAUAAUGAUCCAUUAUCUCAUUAGAUGUGAAAACAUUCCAAAAAAUAUAAAAUGCUACUUAAUUGUAAAUUGAUAUUUAAUAGAAAAAUUGAUAAAUAUGCAGUAGCCAAAUGGAAUUAGAUUACAGAGAAAUUUUUCUUCCAGAGGAUUUUACAGAAUUUGGGGGGACUACAAUAAAAUAGAUAGUAUGGCAUCAUGAUAUACGAGAUGCUGGAUCCAACUGUGUGCAACAUUAAAUUAAGGGUUCCAUGCCAUUAAAUAAUCUCUGUUAGAUCAUGUAAAGUAUAGCUAAUAUCAUCCCUUUUUCUCAGUAGUAAUUGUAUUGUAUCAGUUGCAAAUGCCCUAAUUUCCUCUUUUAUAUAAAUAUAUAGAUAGAUGUUAUCCUUAGACAAAUGAAGAGAAAGGAUUUUUUAUCAUGUACCUAGCUCCUAAACAAUGGCGCCAGUUAAGCAGCAAAUUUGAAGAUAAGUUGAGAUUUGGAAGGGAAAAGGAGUACUUAACUUGGAGGAGAGUUUAAAUCAUAUGCUUAUCAGAUACAUAGUGUCCUCAUUUACCUGAAUUUAGAAUCAGGAAGUGCUAAAACAGUAACAUGAAAGCUGACCUGGGUUUCCUUUUCACAACUGAUAAGUUAGGGAGGGGAAAGCAUACCAAUUUACUGAAUGUCUUUCUACUGCAUUAACCUCAUGGGCUAACUAGCAUAUUGGUGCUAAGAGCCUUCUAACAUCUUCCCUUUUUCCCCCCAUUGGGAUGUGAGGAAGGAGAGUAGAGAAGAGUCUAAACUUGGUAUAAUCUCUUUAGAAGUUUAAAAAUAAUUACACUGUAGUCACUCAGGAAUCUUAGUACUUUUCCUAUCACUUCUUUUUAGUUAGCUUCUAUUUGAAUUCCAAGAUUUCACUGGCUGUCAUUUCUAAGAGAUACUCUUGUCCUGAAACAAUUAUUAUAUCUUCAGUAAUAAUUUAUUUUCCAUAUACAGGGCAAGAAAUUGAGGAAUGAGAAUGAAGGAGAUAAAAGAGCUCCUUAAAUAUGUCUUCUUCCAUUCAGACAACAUAAGAGAAAAAACACCCUUUUUAUACACACAUAUUUCUAAUGCUUUAAAAAGAAAGUUACAUAUUGUCACUCCUCAGUACCUUAAUUUUGCUAUUUGACCAUCUUAGUCCUACAGUGUGGUAACUGAGAGUAUAAAAAUCCUUGAAAGACCUUAAUAGAUAUCACCUACAGCAUUGGAGCUAAUAUUUUUUUAAGCAACAUUUAUGUUCUCCCUUUCUUUUUCCAUAAGACUCAUCUUCAACAUUCUGCCACUAAGUUUUGAGAGCCCACAUUUAAAGAUGUGGGACACUCGAAAGAAAUCAAAUAAUAUACUUUUACAUCACAAAUACAAAGAACACUGGCAUAAUAAGAAUUGUUAGUAAGUUAUAAUACAUUAUAUAUUGGGAGGUUAUUGUUAAGUAACUGUUCUAAGAAACAAAAACAAUAAUAAAUCAUGAAAAAAUAAAUCCUACCAACCUAAUAAACCUAUCCUUCUUCCUACUCCACCCAUCCUGACCUUAGAAUUUCAGACUAUUUGUCCUAUGUUUAAAGUAGAUGAUUAAGAUAUGGUCAUAAAUUAGAAGCAUUGUGACAUAGUGGACAGAGUGCUAGACUUGAGCACCAGAUAAUGAAGAUUAAAAUCCUACCCCUGACACUUACUUUCUCAGUACUCCAUACUAAGCCACAGAGGAGUUACUUAUACCAAUGAAAUUAUAGGUCUAAAUCAGAAAAAAAAACAAACAAAAAAAGAUGGGGGGAGGGAGAAAGAGGAAUGGACCAUAAAAAUAUUCAAUUUCAUUGAAAACACAUGAAUUAAAUUAGUUUUAAUCUGUCCACAUCUUAACAUUUUUCACAUAAAGUAAAUAGAUAAAUGAAUUUUGGUAAUAUAAAUUACUUCUAGUUUAAAAUUGCCAAUUCUAAGAAAUAAUUAUUUCAUCUCUUGCAGAAUACUGAAUAUGACCAAUUUUGCAUCACUUACAGUCUAGUGAAAGUUCUAAAAGAAAAUUCUUAAAUCUAAAACAAUGCUUUAGCUAUUAGCUUUUGGCUAUCAGUCAGUAGUUCUAUAAAACGUUUCAUUAAGUUAAAUAGAAUUUAUUGCCUGAUAUCCAUAUCUGUUUUUCAAUCAGAAUAAUAUAACAAUUUGUGGUAUUUGGGGUUCAGUAUCAGAAUGUGCCUUGAGAAUGAUAUUCUUCUUUUCCUUGUUUCCUCAUACAAAAUAAAGUUUUGUAAUUUCUUUCUCAGUCUUUCAUAUAUUGUAUCAGAUGGCAUCAGAUUUUCAGUAAUUCACUAUCCUAGAUGAAAUCAUACCCCAGCUAUAAUUACAAUAAAAUACAAUCUAUGAACAUCACGAAAAUGUUCUCAAGAGAAUUGGAGAAAUAGAAGAAAAUUUUAGCUUUUGUUUUUAUGAAAAUGUUCAAAAAUAAGGAAUUUAAAUUGCUAUAGAGCUGGAUUUUGUCCAAAGCCACUUUUUAUUUCCACAUUAUAACAAUAUUUAAUUUUUUUAGGACUGCAUAUUGGUUUCAAUGAAUAAAAUUUUCAGGAUAUUAAGUAAGGUAUGUAUCAUUAUAGUGUUUGUGUAGUAUUUAACAAAAGGAAGAAAAAAUGAUAAUUAAAUGCUUAGAAAAUUGAUAUAAUGCUCAUUUUCCAUUAAUGUUAAAGUCUCUUCCCUACAACCUUUAACUUUCGGUGCUUUGUGUAAGUAGAAUUAACAUUUUAAAAUCCUUUAUUGGUGCCUUAUUAUUUCAUUACAUUAGAUUUAUUUCUACUCCGAAAAGACCCAUGGUAAUUCAGGAAUUUUGCCAGAGUUGUGUUUGCUUCCCUCUUAAAGACACAAAGGGAACUACAUAUUCUUUCAUGUGAUAAAGAUAUGCUUUUUCAGUGAAUAUAGGCAAUUUUAAUGUCAUAGAUAAAUUACUGGAUUUAAAAAAAAUUGGCACUCAUUUUUAAGCAGUUGGUUAUGUGAAGAAAAAAAAAAGGUAUGACAUCAAAUACCAAAGGUUUAAAUUGGUACAACUGCAAUUUCUCUUAAAUCUACUAAGUAGAGCUCAAAAUGCACUGGUUAUUUCAAGUAUAGCAAUUCCAAAGAACUCUGUCUUCCCAUUAUCACUUAAACAGUUAAAAUAGCUCUCAGUCUUUAUCCAUCAUGCUCUUUAUUUAUGAGUAGGACAAAAUUACUUUCUAAUAAGACAUUUAAAAAAUUGUAACCCAUAUAACAUUUCCAGAACAGAUUUUUCUCAAGCUCAUCUUUGGCAAUAUUUUACCUACAAUAUACCUUUCAAAUAAACGCUGUAGAAUGAUAGUGUGAGGUAUUCACUUGAAACUUUUGCUUAGCUUUCUGAUAUGUGUUUCACUGAUUUGUCCAUCUUGGGUAAUUUUGUCAAUAUUUUUUGUUUUAGGCAACCCACACAAACUGCCUCCUCUCUUGUCUUUUCUGUAAUCUGUACCAUAGUUGUGUGUCAUUUAGUUUGUCCUGAUAAAUGUAUCAUUAAAAGCUACACUAAAUCAUGUCCUCAAAAAAGAUAUAAACAGGUUGUAUAUGUACUUGUACAAAUAAUUGAAAAGAAAAAAAGUCCUCCUGCCAAAAAUCCUGCUGGCCAGGACCUUAAAAUUAAUAGAUUUUUUUAACACUAAAUUUUGAAAAAUCUUUUGCUUAUUAUUCAGUUAUACAUUUAUGUAUUGUGUUGUAUGAGAGAAUACUACUCCAUUUUAGUAAAUUUAACUUCAUUUACUGCUGGCAGUUAGAAUAAUAUAGGUGUCAAAUCACAGUGACAAAUUCCAAGUGAAAAGAGGAUUCUCAAGUCCAAAAUCUUGGGGAUAUUUUACAAAAUAACUUAUGGACUCACAACAUUAGUCACUGAGUCUUUGGUUAUUUUUUUUUUAAGAACUGGUAGUUUAUUUUAUCCAAGCCUAUGAAAGACUACAAAAACAUGAUACUCUUAUGAAAAUUAUUGUGGGAAAUAAAAUAUUUUGCUUGUUGUUAUCUGGAUUCUGCCAUCUGAAUUAUAGUGGAAGUACCUAUUGACAUGCACAAUCCAGUGCAGUUCAUCAUUCAGUGUCAUCUAGUAAAGUCUAAUAAAGUUUGAGAAAAAAAACAUAA
Molecule: messenger RNA, 13418 nt
Organism: Antechinus flavipes (yellow-footed antechinus)
Lineage: Eukaryota; Metazoa; Chordata; Mammalia; Dasyuromorphia; Dasyuridae
Gene: RNF217
Product: ring finger protein 217
Exons: 6
Coding region: 447-2027 (526 amino acids)
Biological process (GO): ubiquitin-dependent protein catabolic process; protein polyubiquitination; positive regulation of proteasomal ubiquitin-dependent protein catabolic process
Cellular component (GO): ubiquitin ligase complex; cytoplasm
Molecular function (GO): ubiquitin protein ligase activity; ubiquitin conjugating enzyme binding; zinc ion binding
Source: RefSeq, a predicted model, not a curated record